This is a messenger RNA of Homarus americanus (American lobster), 908 nucleotides long. RefSeq names its product collagen alpha-2(I) chain-like. Bases 39 to 908 code for a protein of 289 amino acids. NCBI's taxonomy places the organism in Eukaryota, Metazoa, Arthropoda, Malacostraca, Decapoda, Nephropidae. The transcript has 2 exons. The record is from RefSeq and is a predicted model, not a curated record.
CCCACCUUGUCCUUGGAGCAUCUCUUAAGCCUUACACCAUGAAGAUAGUGUGUCUGUCGGCAGAGAGAACAGCACUCCUCGGGCUGCCGCUCCUGCUGGCACUGUCGUUGGCACUCUCCACCGCCAGUGCCAACCCUGAGCCCUUCAAUAAGUUCUGGAAGUUGGGCUGGAAGGAAAGUUAUCGACCACUUCGUGUACCUGUUGUCUAUCGUCCAGUUUAUGUCACAAAGGAUUACGAACAUCCCAGCAGCUACGGACAUCUCAGCAGCUACGGACACACUAGCAGCUACGGACAUCUCAGCAGCUACGGACAUCCCAGCAGCUACGGACACACUAGCAGCUACGGACAUCUCAGCAGCUACGGACAUCCCAGCAGCUACGGACAUCCCAGCAGCUACGGACAUCCCAGCAGCUACGGACAUCCCAGCAGCUACGGACAUCCCAGCAGCUACGGACAUCCCAGCAGCUACGGACAUCCCAGCAGCUACGGACAUCUCAGCAGCUACGGACACACUAGCAGCCACGGACACACUAGCCCCUACGGACGUCCCACUGGCGGCCGCGGCAGACCAGACUCACAGGCAUUUAAGGCCUCAGUCCCACCGAUGGCUCCCUGCAUAACUGAUCCAGUCCUAGUAGCCCCAGUAGCGCUAGCAGCACCGGUAGCCCCAGCAGCUCAAGAAGCCCCAGCUAACCCAACAGCCCCGGUAGCCCCAGUCGGCCCGGUAGCCCCAGUCGGACCGGUAGCCCUAGUCGGCCCGGUAGCCCCAGUCGGCCCGGCCCCAGUCGCCAGUAGCCCCGAGGUAACUGAUCGGCCCAGCCCCAGUCAGCCAAUGACCCCAGUCAUGGUACCUCCAGUCGUCCCGGUACCCCCAGCAGCCCCAGUAGGCCCCGGUUUGUCUCAGUAA